AUGUCGCAAGAGAGCAUGCCUUCUGGGGCGCCGCCAGAAAAGGAAGCGCCCGACGUCUUUCAUCUGGAAAAGCAUGGCAGUGGGCUGGCAGACGGCGACUCGAGCGGCGACCAUGUUGUCUUUACUGAACAGCAGCAGCGCGGCAUCAUGAAGCGCAUCGAUCGUCGCUUGGUCCUUACUGUCGGUGCCCUGUACUGCGUCAGUUUGAUGGACAGAGUAAACAUGAGCGCUGCCAACAUUGCCGGCAUGGCCAAAGAGCUGGAGCUUACUGGCUACCGAUAUGGCAUUGCCAAUCUCGUCUUCUUCGUCACAUACAUCGUCUUCCAGCCCCCAUCGACCGUCCUGAUUCGUGCCAUUGGCCCUCGUCACCAUCUUUCCACAAUCACCUUUCUCUGGGGUGUCGUUACCUUGGGCAUGGGCUUCACCAAGAAUCAUGCUCAAAUCACCGCGCUGCGGGCUGUCCUGGGUAUCUUCGAGGCUGGUUUCUUCCCUAGUGCUGUCUACUUGCUCAGCACCUGGUACACGCGAUACGAUGUCGGCAAGCGAUACUCUGUCUUUUACAUUGUAGGCUGCGUUGCCACGGCCUUUUCCGGUAUUCUUUGCUACGGUCUUAUGCAACUAGACGGAGAAGCAAACCUCACAGGCUGGAGAUGGAUCUUUCUCGUCCAGGGACUCAUCACCGUCGUCUUGGCCACGGUUGCCUACUGGCUCCUCGUCGACUUUCCCGACUCGGACCGCCCGACGUGGAAGUUUCUGAGCAAGGACGAGCUGCGGUGGGUGGUGUCGCGCAUCCAGCAGGACCGCGGCGACUCGGCCAUGUCCAAGUUUGAGCUGAAAAAGUUUGUGCGCAACGGGCUCGACCCCAAAAUCUGGGCCUACGCCAUGCUCUUCUUCAACACCACCACAAUCACCUACGCCCUGGCCUACACGCUGCCCCUCAUCCUCAUGGGCAACAUGGGCUUCACCGUCGGCCAGGCCCAGUGCCUCGUCGCCCCGCCGUACGUCUUUGCCGGCAUCGUCAUGUUUCUCAGUGGCUACAUUGGCGACCGCUUCCGCUUUCGCGGCCCGCUCAUCAUCUUCAACAUGGUGCUGUGCCUGAUUGGCCUGCCCAUCAUGGGCUGGCACAGCAACGCCGGAGUGCGCUACUUUGGCGUCUUUCUCGUCACCGCCGGCGCCAACUGCAACGUUCCCACCGUCAUGUCCUUUCAGGCCAAUAACCUGCGCGGCCAGUGGAAGCGUGCCUUUUGCAGCGCCACCCUCGUUGGCUUUGGCGGCAUCGGUGGCAUUGCCGGCAGCCUCAUCUUUAGAGAGCAGGACAAGAGCACGGGCUACAAGCCGGGCAUGUAUGCAUGCAUUGCAUGCGCUUCCCUCAACAUUUUGCUUGUUCUCUGCUGCGACUUGGCCUUCAAGGUUGCCAAUAAGAGAGCGGACAAUGGCGGCAAAGUGCCCGAGAGUCACGAGGAUGACGCAGCCCCUGAUUUCCGCUACACUUACUAG
Molecule: messenger RNA, 1497 nt
Organism: Beauveria bassiana ARSEF 2860
Lineage: Eukaryota; Fungi; Ascomycota; Sordariomycetes; Hypocreales; Cordycipitaceae
Product: phthalate transporter
Exons: 4
Coding region: 1-1497 (498 amino acids)
Biological process (GO): transmembrane transport
Cellular component (GO): membrane
Molecular function (GO): transmembrane transporter activity
Source: RefSeq, a predicted model, not a curated record